CAUAAAGAAUCUUUUUCUCCCCACCAAUAUUGAAAAAAAGAUUUGAACUUGGAAUUGCAGAAACUUACAAAGAGUGUCCAAAAACAUGUUUACAAAUUGUUUUUAAGAAAUUUAUUUUGUUGCAAAGGAAGUCUUAGUUAUUUAAACAACUUACUGAUAUGUGAGAAUGAGCCAGAGUGACUAAGUUAGGGCAGGAUUUUUCUCUUUGAAAUAACAUCCAGACUGGCUUUGGGGCCCAACUAGUUUGUACCAGAGUUCUCUCAUCAGGGAUCAAGUGGCUCCUAGUACCAAGGUUAAGAACAUGUAUAAAUAUGGCGCGCCGAAUUCGGUAGUGUAAUCUUCGACGAGUAUGUGAGUGGCGGUAGCUGUCACAGUGCACCCCGGCACUAGUUGGGGAGCAGAGAAAGUGCUGAUGUUGUGUCUUGCAGGUGAGGCAAAGAAUUUGCAGUGCAGAAGCCAUGGCUCAGUGAACCAGCGUGAUGUAUACUGCACGCUGUCUUUGGACCAGGAGGAGAUAUUCCGCACCACCACCAUAGAGCGCACCCUUAACCCAUAUUUUGGGGAGGAGUUCCAGUUUGAGGUGCCACGUCGUUUUCGUUACUUGUCUGUAUAUGUGUAUGAUAGGGACCGCCACCUGAAACAAGAUAAAGUUAUUGGCAAAGUGGCCAUCAAACGGGAGGUUCUGCACACAUAUCACAGUAGAGAUCACUGGUUCCCCAUCCUCCCAGUUGAUGCUGACAGUGAAGUACAGGGUAAAGCAAACAUUGAAGUAAAAGUGGAGCCAGUCUUGAGGGCUAGCAAUGACACGGAACACCAGAACAACAGGGUCACUGUGAGGUUGAUUGAGUGCAGUGAUCUGACAAUAAAGAACGGGAACUGCGAUCCGUUUGCAAUAGUGACCAUGUGCUACUCAAACAGCAAGCAGGAAUCAAAACGCACAAAGGUGAAGAAGAAAACGGUGUCCCCACACUUUGAUGAGGAGUUGGUAUUUGAGCUUCCAAACAGCCGUGGACAGAACCAUGACCGGGACACUUAUAACCUGCAGCAUGAACGAGAUGUGGAGUUCAGCGAGCUGAGGGUUACUUUGUGGCAUGACACUGUAUUCCUGGGAGAAGUGAAGAUCCCUCUCAGAGGUCCUCAGCAGCAAGAGUUUGCUGCCAGCAGUAAGUGGUAUUUCCUCCAGCCUAGGUCGCUUAAGAACCGUCCUUGCAACAAGUCGCCCGGCAACUCUGGGUCUCCUCCUGGCACACAUCAGGACAGUUUGGGUUCCCUCCGGCUUAGGAUCCACUACACGGCUGACCACGUUUUCGCUAGUCAUGUGUAUGACCCCUUGCGAGAACUUAUCCUGCAGAGCGUGCAGGUUGAGCCAGUUACAUCGAGUGCAGUGUACAUCUUGGGUGAGAUUGUGCCGAGCAAGAUGGAUGCCGUGCAGCCUCUUGUUCGUGUCUUCAUGCAUCACGGACAGAUCGUGCCCAUGGUCCGUGCUCUAGCUCACUGGGAAAUCUCCAAAGUCACGGAUGCCAACACAAUAUUCCGGGGUAACACUCUUGUCUCAAAGAUGAUGGAUGAAGUGAUGAAGUUGGCGGGCCUGCAUUACCUGCGCAACACACUCCGACCAUCUCUGGACCUUGUAUUCCAAGAACGCAGACCUUGCGAGAUAGAUCCCACAAAGGUGAAAGAUACCACAGUAAUUGAGACAAACCUUGCUAAUCUCAAGGAGUAUGUGGAGAACAUCUUCCAGGCCAUCACCACAUCUGCCCUUCACUGCCCCUCACUCAUGUGCCAAAUGUUCCAUGAUCUCAAAGAAUUAGCCAGUACUUGGUUCCCAGACAACAGAGAAGUAAGAUAUUCCGUGAUUUCUGGGUUCAUCUUUCUGAGGUUUUUUGCUCCUGCCAUUCUAGGACCUAAACUGUUUGAUCUGACAACUGAACAAAUUGACUCACAAACUAAUCGUACGCUCACUCUCAUCUCAAAAACGAUCCAAAGUCUUGGAAAUCUGGUAAGCUGCCGGUCUGCACAGCAGACAUGUAAAGAGGAGUACAUGGCGGCUCUCUACAAAGCUUUCUGUACCGAGAAACACAUUCAGGCAGUGCGUCAGUUUCUUGAGAUCAUUUCUGCCUCGUCCAAUCCUGGACAUCGCACCCUUGACUCGCCUGUUGUGCUCAAGGAGGGGGUAAUGAUCAAACGGGCACAGGGUAGGAAGAGGUUCGGUCGCAAAAACUUCAAGCAGCGGUACUUCAGGCUCACGACUCAAGAUCUCACUUACUCUAAAACUAAAGUGUCUGUGUGUUUGGUGUCACCAGGUAAAGAACCACUAUGCUGCAUCCCGCUGGACCAGAUUCUAGCUGUCGAGAGGUUGCAAGAGGACUCCUUCAAGAUGAAGAAUAUGUUUCAGAUAGUUCAGCCCGAAAGAGCCCUCUACAUCCAAGCUAAUAACUGUGUAGAAGAGAAGGAGUGGAUAGAUAUUCUCACAAAGAUCUGUCAGACCAAUGCAAACCGACUGAAGCGUUACCACCCGUCGGCAUACAUCAACGGACAUUGGCUGUGUUGUCGGGAACCGAAUGCGGUGGCACCGGGUUGCAGUGAUGUUUCUCGAGGACUUGAGGCAGGACUGCAGAUGAAUCUUGACCCUGACCGAGAGCUUCAAAGGAUCCACUCACUCUUUAUUGCAAACAUGGACAAACUGACCAGGCUGAGAAGUGCAUGUGAGUGCCAGGCAGUGUACACGGGCGACAUCUGUUUUAUGACAAACUUCAUUAUCGAGGAUGUGCAGUCAUGUUUCAAGACGGUAAACCAGUUGAUAGAGGCACUGUGUACUUUGGAACAGAAACACCGCAGCUACCUGAGGUUACUGGCUCGUGAGACCAAGUAUGGCAGCAAGCAAGCCCCCAUAGGAGAUGACAACUACCUCCUGCUGGCAGCGAGGGUGCGACGUCUGGACAGCAGUCUGCCCAACUGACACUGGCUGGAGGUCUUCCAUCUGUCUCAUGUGUUGCCAGCUGCACAGGUGGUCACUGUGAUGAUGAUGUGCCAACAGACAGCCUUUAGUUAGAGUGAAGUUAAGAAUAUUUUAAGUGAGAUCUCAAUGAGGUUUGAGGUUUUCACAGUGAAAAUGUGGGUUGUGUCUUACAGCAAGUUGCCAGCAGUUCAUAGGAACAUAUCACGUCCAUCUACCCAAAGAUAGAGGAAAGUGGUUCAUCCGAAAUGUUCAUAACUGUGUACAAGACGACACACUUCUCAUAAUCCAGAAUACCAUAUCAUCUUGGGUUGCCUAAAUUUUAUUUGUAACUCUUCCAAGACUGACAGACCUUUGUCUGGAUUUCUUGUGCGCCUCUUGCAUGCUGACAUGUAGGGGUGUUUUCUCCUCAUUCACCCUUUUCCCCUCUUGCAUCUUAAAGAAAUUGUAAGUCUUCUUUUUCUGAGAAAAUGUUGGCAUUGUUUCAGCAAAUUGUCAAUUCCCAUUAGUUGACUUUCUCUCUCAAAGCAACAGCAGCUGUAAUUCUUCCAUUUCCUGGCAUCACUUUAUACCCAGUCACAUCACCUUACGUCUUCCAAGCGUUUGUGUUUAGACAGUUAAUUUUAAGGAAACAUCUUUGUACUGAAAUGUAGUAUACACGUAAGAAUCGGCAACACUGAGUGAGUGGGAAUAAGCACUGAUGAGGGUAUGUGUUGGGGAUAGCAAAGUUUCUGUUAUGAACAUCAUCUCCAGAUUUCACUCCUCACAUGUAUGUUUACGUAGUGAUAAACAGUUGUUCUGUUGUGGGGUAGGUGGUAGUUCCAGUAUUCCCAACUUCCUCUAGUUAACAGCUGUUAUAAACUGUAUAGGAGGCUUGUUUUGAGUGUAUGUUUUAAGUUGGCACCAGCUACAUAUGGUUUCUGGUGUGGUGAGUUGAAAUUGUCGUGGUGCUGUGUAAAGGAUAGUAAUCUCACUGAUUAGGAGCAGAUGAAUAAUUUAAAAUGAAAAGCAUUUAUUAAUUUAAUUGUAUAUGAAAUACAGUGUAAAUGUAUUUGUACUCCCAUUUGGUGAGACUGGGAGCUGUUCAAGUCAAAACUUUUUUUAUUGUACAGUGUAUAGUUAGCAAAACUUCAAGUUGCAUAAAGUCUCACUAAAUGUGCAGACAAGUGUUGGAUCCUUGAAUGUGAAGGUGGCAGAUCAGUAUAUUUGAUUGACACAAGUGAAAAUAUUUGUAAGAAUCACACAUAAUAGUGGUUAUAUGCAUCUUCACUUUGUUGCUCCUAAUUAUUAAGUUGCCCAUUUUUAUACCUUAACUCUUACUAAAAAAAUAUAUAUAUAUACACAUAUAUAUGUGUGUGUGUAUGUCAUAACUCAUUUGCUGUUUGGAGUAUUGGAAACUGAGAACAAGCAAGUCUGUUGGGAAUUGAGAAGGAAACGUUCUUUGGUGGUGAUACUGGCAGUGCCUUAAUGAGAACAGCUGCUUGUGUGCGCGCGUGCAUGCCAGUUACCUCUCAGACUGGUAAAGAGAGAUGGUAAGAAACUGGAUAUUUUUCAGAUAAGUCGUGUAUUGAUUUAUUUAAAAACUGGAGAGGUCAGAAUGUAUGACAGAAAUCAUUUUUAGGUCCAUGUGAAAAUCCAAUUUCAAUUUUCUGCAGAAAACAUGUAAAUUCGUCAAAUUUUAGAAUAAUUACUUUCUAAUUUUUUGUUCA
This is a messenger RNA of Zootermopsis nevadensis, 4665 nucleotides long. NCBI's taxonomy places the organism in Eukaryota, Metazoa, Arthropoda, Insecta, Blattodea, Termopsidae. The record is from RefSeq and is a predicted model, not a curated record.